CGUAGCUACGACGAUUCAUUUAUUCCUGGACGUUGACGUCGGAAAAGGCCCCAGUAAGUCCAUCCCGAUCUGCUGGAACGGUCGGCGAGGUGGCUCGAUCGGCUGUUGAAGUCCGGCUGGCCUUGUCGGCGGUGUUUUGCGUCGCUGACAGUCUCGGCAUGUCCUUACGUAAUGGGCGACGUCGGUAGGGAGGCGAGGCCAGUAGUAUUUUUCUUGUAUCCUCGCGAGCGUGCGGGAAAAACCGAGGUGUCCAGCCGUUGGGUCGUCAUGGAGAGCUUGCAGAACCUCUGGACGCAAUGCUGAGGGUACCACGAGGAGGUAGUUGGCUCGGAGGGGCGAGAAGUUCUUCUUUAGGAGAAUGUCGUUUUGCAAGAAAAACCACGCCAAUCCUCGCCUGAACACCUUCGGCACAAUGACGGUCUUGCCUUCCAGGUAGUCUACAAGGCUCCUUAGUUCGGGGUCGGCUCGCUGUUGUUCGGCGAAUUCGUCGGCACUGAUGGGUCCCAAGAAAGUGUCGUCAUCCUGCUCGUCUUGUGGCGGCGGUUCUACGGGGGCGCGAGACAAGCAGUCGGCGUCUGAGUGAUUUCGCCCGGACUUGUAAACUACGGUGAUGUCGAAUGCUUGAAGUCUAACCGCCGUAUUCACAAACCAACCUAACCCUUAUCUUUAGCGUUCCUUACCUUAUCGGCUCCUUACCGCGUUUCAAAAACAGACCUUACACUUAGCGGCUCCCUUUAGCCCAACUUUAAGGUCACGAAGAGGGCGCCUCCUUAAGGCAGCAUCUGAGGUAGCUUAACGGCUCCUUAUCCAAUCCAACAUGGCGGCGUGCUACGACGACAGCUUCAGCGAGUUCGUCGAUUUUGUAAACCGUGCAAAAGAAAUGGACAACGAAUCGUAUAGUUUUGUGCGGCCGUUGCAGCGGAACCUUAGGGAUCGCCAGAAUCCCAUGGAGUUUUACAGUGACCAGGAGUUUUUAGCCAGGUACCGCUUCUCAAAAGCUACUGUGCUCGAACUACUGACCAUGUUGCCGCUGCAUCAGAACACGGACGGACGUGGUUGCCCUGUGCCACCGCUGUUGCAACUGCUGGUGACACUUCGUUUCUACGGCGCGGGAACUUUUCAGAUUGUCUCAGGCGACCUAGUUAAUGUGUCGCAGCCAACCGUUUCCCGUGUUGUCACACGGGUGUCGAAAAUGAUUGCCGCAACGCUGUUCCCUGCGCUUGUGAAGUUCCCCGACGCGGGGAAAAUGCAUGACGUCAUGCACCAAUUCUACAUCAAGGCAAAGUUUCCGAGGGUGACUGGUUGCAUUGAUUGCACCCACGUGCGUAUCAAAAGUCCAGGCGGAGACGACGCCGAGGUAUUCCGCAACAGGAAAGGAUAUUUCUCCUUCAAUGUGCAGGCAAUCACAGGACCUGAACUCCAAUUUUUUGAUUUAGUUGCAAGCUGGCCGGGUUCUGCACAUGACAGCAGGAUUUUUGACAACAGCAAUGCAAGAGUACGUUAUGAGGAAGGGGAUGUACCUGGCGUACUCCUCGGCGACAUGGGGUAUGCUUGCCGGCCAUACCUUAUGACGCCGCUAAAAGAUCCUGGAGGCAAAGACAGCCCGGAGUACAGGUAUAACAAGUCCCAAAUCCGGACCAGGAACACCGUCGAAAGGGCUUUCGGCAUCUGGAAAAGAUUUCCAUGUCUUGAUAUGAAGCUACAAAUAGAAACAACAACUUCUGUCAUUGUCAUCACGGCAUGUGCAGCUCUGCACAACUUUGGCCGGAACCGUCCAAGUGAUGAACUGCCACCCGACACAUGCAAUGAUCAGCAGCCCUCCCCAGCUUUACAACCCCAAGGACCACAGCCCGUUGACUCGGCGAGUGGCUUCAGAACUCGAGCACGCAUUAUUCAGCAAUAUUUUUCCUAA
Molecule: messenger RNA, 1912 nt
Organism: Dermacentor silvarum
Lineage: Eukaryota; Metazoa; Arthropoda; Arachnida; Ixodida; Ixodidae
Product: putative nuclease HARBI1
Exons: 3
Coding region: 818-1912 (364 amino acids)
Source: RefSeq, a predicted model, not a curated record